CGGUUUGCCCAAUCCGAGUGCGAAUAGAUUGGCCAAUUGUACCCAGGAUUUUCUUUUGGUACUGCACCAUCCACAUCACCAUGUAUGACCCAUUCCUCCCCAUGUUCACCAACCCGCAUAUGUGGGCAUCGUCCCAAGUCGACUACGCCACGCGCCGACUCAUUUUGUGAGCCUGAUGAUCAAUCGUCGCCCAAUUCACAACUCUAAUAUCCUCAAGUGUAACCUGGAAAAUGGGAACCAUCAAGGACACCGUCCGCAAGCUCGAGCGCGAAAUGACCGGCCUCCGCCUCAAAAUCCAUGAAAAAGAAAUCGCCCUGAAAGUAACAUGGGACAGCCGACACAGAAAGAGCGUAGAGCUGUAUAGCAAAGCACACCUGCAAGACUGGUCUGCAGCUCUCUACGCCAAGCUACCUCGCGAGCUCCGCGAUAUGAUCUAUACGCUCAGUCUCAACAAUGACUGGGAUGACCAGAUGCUGGUCGACAGUCUGACAGUUCUGUAUGGCUUCGGUCGCCCGCAGGUGUGGAACCACGAUCAACUGCGCGAGUAUGUGCUGCUGGACCGGUCGUUCGUCAAGAGAGAAGUGGCCAUCGAAGUCGCAGAGAUGAUCUAUAGGCGCGCCGAGGUCCCGUCCUUUGGGAUGAACCGCCGCGAAGGCAAGCCCCGCGUCCUGCACUUGAAGGAGUUUCUCAAGCGUGAUUUCUUCGGCCUAGGCGUCCUCCCUGCCGCCCACAUCCGCCGCCUCGAGCUCAAACUCCUAAAAAACAAGCUCUCCACCAGGAACCAGGACGCUCUUCGCGAGAACCUCAAGGCCCUGACCCUCUGUGCCCACAACCGCCACUUGCGCAUCGACGUCACCUUCCCCCGCGGCAACUCCGCCAUCGAUGUCCUCUUCUUCCUGAACAUCCUGUCCUCCACAUACAAAGCUCUCGCGUCGCCGAACAUCACCUUCGACAUCACCUACAAGCGGCGCGUGCACGAAGCCGACCCCCCGGACGCAGACAGUGAUGAAACCCGGGAACUGAAUCUCACGCACAUGCUCGAGCUGCCGCAGGGGAUGUGGAAAGACCACAUGAUGGCGCUGUGUGAGUGCGUAGGGAAGCUUUCGGCGAAAGAGCAGCGAUGGCGCGGGUACCGGGCGUUGAGGAGGGAGAAGGAUGUCUGGGCGGAUAUGGAGACGGAAGGGGACACAUUGGCGAUAAGGGAUCCGCACGGGCGGGAUGUGUGGGGUCAGUGUGGAGAAAUUGGGUGCACGCCAUUCUGGGGCGAGUCUUGGGAUCAGGAGCAUUGGCUUGGGGACAGGUGCGAGGAGGUGGGUGAGGAUGGGAUCGAGGAUUAUUCGAGGGAGGGUGCUUGAAACUGCAUGGCGAGAUGGAGGAGGUUGAAUUUUUUUUUUAGGGGCUGCAUCUGCGGUAAAAAGAAAGAUGGUCUGGGAUAUUAUUCUAGGGGAGUUGUAGCGUUGCUUUCCUUCACUUCGACUACUGGACUUGGUCAGCGUAUUAUGACGCUGAUCAUCGAGUCCUGCCUCGAGUCCGUCCCAGACCGCGGUCUCUGCAGGGUCUAUGCAUCGCUUCACUCCAUAGAAUGACACACGACCGCUGAGACACAAU
Messenger RNA from Paraphaeosphaeria sporulosa, 1608 nucleotides. RefSeq lists its product as uncharacterized. The coding region runs from base 231 to 1355 and encodes 374 amino acids. The transcript is spliced from 2 exons. Lineage: Eukaryota; Fungi; Ascomycota; Dothideomycetes; Pleosporales; Didymosphaeriaceae. The record is from RefSeq and is a predicted model, not a curated record.